This is a messenger RNA of Sceloporus undulatus (fence lizard), 1600 nucleotides long. RefSeq names its product decaprenyl diphosphate synthase subunit 1 (gene PDSS1). Gene Ontology annotation, cellular component: transferase complex; mitochondrion. The coding region runs from base 1 to 1260 and encodes 419 amino acids. The transcript is spliced from 11 exons. NCBI's taxonomy places the organism in Eukaryota, Metazoa, Chordata, Lepidosauria, Squamata, Phrynosomatidae. Gene Ontology annotation, biological process: isoprenoid biosynthetic process; ubiquinone biosynthetic process. The record is from RefSeq and is a predicted model, not a curated record. Gene Ontology annotation, molecular function: prenyltransferase activity.
AUGGCGGCGGCGGCGGCCUUGUGGCGGCGGUGGCCUGGCUGCUGCUGCCAUUGCGCCCAAGCGCUGCCCGGGCCUUGGAGGAGCCUGGCCUGGGCUGGAGGCAGGAAGAGAGCCGCCGAGGAGGAGGAGGCGGCGGCGGCUGAGGGGGGGAAGGCGCCGCAGACAUCAGAUUUUCUGAAGGGAAGUUUAUCUUUAUCCUUUCCACGAAAGCACAGUAUAUUUUCACGAUUUCAUCACACAACAGUGAGAACGCACAGCUGUGGUAAAGUGGUCAGUGAUGAAAAAUACAGAGAUCCUUUUAAACUCGGAAGGAAAGAUUUGAAAAAUCUCUAUGAAGAUAUUCGAAAGGAAUUACAGGCAUCUACUACAGAGCUUAGAGAAAUGUGUGAAUAUUAUUUUGACGGAAAAGGGAAGGCUUUUCGACCAAUGAUUGUGGUGCUAAUGGCUAGAGCGUGCAAUUUUCAUCAUAAUAGUUCUGGGGAGGUGCAAGCCAACCAGCGUUCUAUAGCUGUAAUUGCAGAAAUGAUUCAUACAGCUAGUCUGGUUCAUGAUGACGUAAUUGACGAUGCAAAUUCACGAAGAGGAAAAAUGACAGUUAAUCAGGUCUGGGGGGAAAGGAAGGCAGUCCUAGCUGGCGAUUUUAUCCUUGCUGUAGCAUCUGUAGCUUUAGCACGUAUUGGAAAUGCCACCAUUGUUUCUGUGCUAACACAGGUUAUUGAGGAUCUAGUGCGUGGUGAAUUUCUUCAGCUGGGUUCCAAAGAAAAUGAAAAUGAGAGAUUUGCUCACUACCUCGAGAAAACCUUUAAGAAGACGGCAAGUCUUAUAGCAAACAGCUGUAAAGCAGUUUCUAUUCUAGCCUGCCCUGAUCCAAAAGUUCAUGAAAUUGCAUACCAAUAUGGAAAAAAUAUUGGAAUAGCAUUUCAGCUGAUAGAUGAUGUGCUGGAUUUUACAUCGUGUUCUCAGCAGUUAGGGAAGCCAACUUCAGCAGAUCUUAAGCUUGGAAUAGCCACCGGUCCUGUCUUAUUUGCCUGUCAGCAGUUUCCAGAAAUUAAUGCAAUGAUAAUGAGGCGAUUCAGUUUGCCAGGAGAUAUCCAACGUGCCCAGGAAUAUGUUUUACAGAGCGGAGGUAUACAACAGACAACCUACCUCGCCCAACGCUACUGCCAUGAAGCAGUCAGAGAGAUCAGCAAGCUCAGACCAUCCCCUGAAAGAGAUGCCCUUGUUCAGCUGGCAGAAAUUGUACUCUCCCGAGACAAAUGAUACAUCACCUUCCAUUCAUUCUGGCAGCUAAUUUACCAGACUGUGCCUAAAACUACAGUUGCAGAACAUCUUGGCUUGCUUCCAGAACUGUAACCAUUUUUUUAAAAAGCAGUUAUCCUCACUGAAAGAAAUAUAACUAGGAUUUAUAUGAAGUAAAAAUGUUUUAUUGAAGGAAGCCAUACAAAAUGAUGAAACAUGAUCUGUUAAACUGGUAGCAAUGCCCUGUGCCUGUGUGUUGUUUUUUUAUGAGGAGGGUUCUUGUUUCACGUGGGCACUGUUUACAUAGUUCUGUAUUGACACUGAAGGCCACAAUGAAUAAAUACAAUCAAUGUGUUGAAAA